Molecule: messenger RNA, 1926 nt
Organism: Candidula unifasciata
Lineage: Eukaryota; Metazoa; Mollusca; Gastropoda; Stylommatophora; Geomitridae
Source: the annotation of a GenBank genome assembly
ACACAGUUGAUGGAUCUGGCAGAAAGCAUUAACAACAAGCUGUCAUAUUUCAAUGAGUUGGACAGUAUAUCAGUGAAACUGAGUAGGCAGACCUUGACUGUCACCAAUGAGACUAUUAUACCAUUGUUAUCUCGACUGGAUGAGUGUAUCCUCUACCUCAAGAGUAACCCUCGCUACAAAGAAUGUGAUGUAUACCUUGCUCGAUUCCGUCAGUGUUUGAGUCGGGCUCUAGGGCUCAUCAAAACCCAAGUAAAUAACAUCCUACAGACAGCAACACAGCAAGUUCAGCCCAAGAAGGAUGCCCCAGCAAUGGCCGACAAUGGAUUCACAUUGUUCUAUGGGAAAUUCCGUGCCAAUGCUCCCUCGGCCCUCACUGAGUGCCACCACUACUACUUCAACCAGAGGGAGAUUCUGCUGGGCCCCAGCAUCUCAACCACAGUUGUGGACCUGGCCUCCAAACACUUGCGGGAUCACUGUGCUCUAAUGCGAAGUGGCUGUGCAUUCAUGGUACAUGUUUGUGAAGAUGAGUACCAGUUAUACUUCAACUUUUUCUCUAGACCAACACCUCUCUUAGAUGCUAUGCUGGAGAGAAUUUGCACCAGCCUGUAUGAUGUGUUGCGACCACUGAUCAUCCACAUCAACCACCUUGAGACCCUGUCUGAACUGUGCAGCAUUCUCAAAGUGGAGAUGAUGGAAGAGCAUGUCCGACAGAACCCCCAGGAGCUGGCAGCUUUUGAAUCCAUCUGUCAGCAGAUGCUGAUGGAUGUGCAGGAGAGGCUUGUGUACAGGACUUACAUCUACAUCAACACAGACAUUUUACAGUACAAGGCUGCUGCCGGCGACUUGGCUUACCCUGAGAAGUUGGAGAUGAUGGAGAGUAUAGCUGAAAGUUUGAAGAAAGGCAAACCACCCAGGGCCAGCCAUUCCCGCACUCCCUCGAAUGCCUCAAGCACCUCUAAUGAGGUUGCACAGCUGACAGGGGCUGGGGACUCCGCUGAGGGGCCUGCAGCGUCUAAUGGUUCUGUAGUUGAGAUUACAGAGGAGGAACUAACUGAAGUGCCUUUAGAGAGAAACUUUGAUGGCCCUGGUAGCAACAUGCCUAUGUCACCAGCAGACUUGCAUGGCAUGUGGUACCCAACCGUGAGGAGAACCUUGGUCACACUGUCCAAGCUCUACAGAUGUAUAGAUAAAACCACAUUCCAGGGCCUGUCACAGGAGGCAUUGCAAGCCUGUAUCGUGUCCCUGAAAAAUGCAAGAGAAGGCAUUGUCAAAAGAAAACAGAGCACACUCGAUGGGGAGCUGUUUCUGAUCAAGCAUCUGCUGAUACUGAGGGAACAGAUAGCCCCGUUCCAAGCAGAUUUCUCCAUCAGGGAAACACACUUGGACUUCAGCAAGUUUAAAGAUGCUGCCUACUCUCUGUUCCACAAGAAAUCUCAGUUUUUUUCUCUCAACAGCAACAAUGCACUGCUUCAGUUCAUUCUCGAGGGCACUCCUCAGGUCAUGGAAAUGUUUGUGGACUCCAAGCGGGAUGUGGAUCAACAGCUGAAGACAAGUUGUGAGGAUUUUAUACACCACGUCACAGAUCUCUUCACUGCUCCACUGAACGCUUUCAUGUCACGGGCAGAUAUUAUAACUAGCAUGAAGAAAGAAGAUGCAACAAGUAAGGUGACCUUGCGACAACAGCCUUUUGCAUCCCCGGAGAAGAUCCAUGAUAUUGUAGCCGAGACAUACAAAAACAUUAAGACAAAACUACCGCUGGUUCAGCGGAGCAUGUCUUUGUACCUGGCGAACAAAGAUACAGAGGCCAUAUUGUUCAGGCCAAUCAAGGUGAAUGUUCAGCAGGGCUUCCAGAAACUGCAGGAUCUACUGAAAGAGCAGUACUCGGAGGAAGAUAUCCAGAUCAUUGCUUGUCCCAGCUCAGAACAG